CUCUAUUUUUUCUUCCCCGUUGACCGUAGUUCUCUUCCACAUCAACGUGUUUAUCCUCUCCUGUUUCUCCGCUUACUUCUUCUUCAUACAAGUUGUAGAGAAACAAGACUUCCCUCUUCCUCUCCUCCUGGAUCUCAAGUUAUCUCUGUUUAGUGUCUCAUCUUAUCCUCCAUUUUAAUCCUUCUGAUCAAUCAAUGAUAUUCUCCAAGCUCAGCCGCUCCUCACGCGGCUCCAGUCUCUCUAAGGUAAUCCGAUUAACAAUUUGUUUUUUUUCUUCUUCUUCUUGGCUGUAGCGUAACAUGUAAAACUGAUCGUGUUUUGGUUCUGGGUUUCGUUGUAGUGGGAGAAUAUAUCGUGCGGUGGUUGCCGGAGAUCAGCCAUCACCGGCGUGCCGCAGGGAGGUUCGUUUGUCAAUCGAAUCGAUGACGGAGUGGGCUUUCUGAGGAGUUACUUGACUUCUAUUGGGACUGCCAAGAGCUCCUGUGCCAAAAAUUUCGUCUCCAACCUUAACGCCAUCCUUGCAAACCCUAGACUUUGGCGGUUUUUCUCGAGCGGAGCUCCCAAUAAGAAGAUUGAGUUACUCUUCCCGUGUCUCUCUUUCAUGUUGUUGUAUCUGUAUUUAUAUGAUGAUGGUGACGACAAACAUUGGUAGCUCUUUGGUGUUCACAUUGUCUGAAUCGCUUUAUGCAUGUGGGGAGAUUGGUGUAGGAGGACGCAUUUUGUUUCUUAUCUCGGAAGAGAAAUAGGCUGGUGUUUGUAUUCCUCUUCUAGGAAGAUCUGCCGGUUUAAGGCUUUUGCGGAUUCAUUUUCCCUCAUUGAAUGCAAUUGUUGCUCAGUGCUAUAGCCAGAAGUGUCAGGCUGUGAAUGUUCUGAACAUGGCAGAGCUGCAGAACCCAGAGGUGAUGUGGGAUGAUAUGUAACUGAUGCGCUAACUAUGCGUGUUGCUUGCAGAUGAUGAGAGCUUCUAUCCCAAAGGAAAGAAGGAAGCUCCGAAGGGGAAUGGGAAGAAAUCUGAGUCCAAAGGUGAGCCUUCAAUUCCCCAAUUUGCCCCAUUUCCUCACUGGGGAUGCCAGUAUUUUGUUGCACUAUCUUUCUAGAGUUAAGCGCUGACUUGAAAGGUUAAGGUGAUGCUCUCCAAGUCUAGAGUUGAGUUUCAUUGUGACUUGACAGGGGGAAAAACCCUUAAGCUUUCAAAGUUAGCAGAAUAGCUGACAGCUUUUGUUUCUUGUUUGGGAUUUACAUCUCUAUGUAUUGUGUGAUUGUGAUGUGAAUUUUAUCAAAAGAACUAAGCAAUUUGGUUUGCUCGCUAGUUGAUCAUAUAAUUUCGUUUUCCUCUGCCAGAGAAUUCAAAUGCAGAUUAUGAAUGGAGAUUUCACAAGAUGUUUGCGAAACAGUUCAACUUACUUAUCCCUUUAUUAGUGAUUGAUUGGGGUACUUCUUUCUUCUUUUCCUUUUGGCUCGAAUGAGCACCAACCGGUGUGUAUAUCAGCUUUUAUUUUUGCUGCACUGUUGCCUGGAUACAUUUGUUUUGAAGUGUUCCAGGUUCCAUUAAUGUUUACACUAAUUUUCUCUGGCAUUCUGUCAAUAGUUCAGUUUCCAAGAGUUCAAAAACAAGCUUCUCGAGCCUGGUUUGGUGGAUCAUAUAGUUGUUUGCAACAAAUAAGUUGCAAAAGUUUAUGUGAAGAGUGCAAACUCAAACCAGACAGUUGGUGAUGAUGUCCAAGGUCCUAUGACUGCCACUCCUAUUAGAGGACGUAGAGGACAAUAUAAAUACUACUUCAACAUUUGAAGUGUGGAUGCAUUUGAGGAGAAGUUGUAGGAAGCGCAAGAGGCCUUGGGGAUAGACCCUCACAAGUAUAUACCUGUUACAUAUGCCUCGGAGGUUUCUUGGUUCCAAGAAGUGUUGAGGUUUGCUCCAACAUUAUUGUUAAUGGGAACCAUCUUGUACAUGGGAAGGAGAAUGCAAGGUGGGAUAGGCCUUGGUUUUGGUGGUGGUGGAAAAGGUGCAUGUGGCAUAUUCAACAUAGGGAAAGCUCACAUCACCAAAGUGGAUAAAAAUACUAAGAAUAAGGUCUAUUUCAAAGAUGUUGUUGGCUGUGAUGAGGCUAAGCAAGAAAUUAUGGAAUUUGUGCAUUUCCUUCAGAAUCCUAAAAAGUAUGAAGAAUUAGGAGCAAAGAUUCCAAAAGGUGCUCUUCUAGUUGGACCUCUUGGGAUUGGGAAGACCCUUCUAGCUAAGGAAACUAUUGGGGAAUCUGGCGUGCUGUUUUUAUCCAUUUCUGACUCUGAUUUCAUGGAGAUGUUUGUUGGUGUUGGUCCCUCUAGAGUGAGGAAUUUGUUUCAAGAAGCAAGACAGUGUGCUCCAAGUAUUGUAUUCAUCGAUGAAAUUGAUGCGAUUGGCAGAGCAAGAGGACGUGGUAGCUUCAGUGGUGGCAAUGAUGAAAGGGAAAGUACCCUUAAUCCAUUGUUGGUAGAAAUGGAUGGCUUUGGUACUACAGCUGGAGUGGUAGUGCUUCACUAACAUACCGGACAUACUAGACAAAGCUCUUCUGAGGCCCAGAAGAUUUGACCGACAAAUCUCCAUUGACAAGACAGAUAUAAGAGGCCAUGAACAAAUAUUCCAGAUCUAUUUGAAGAGACUGAAGCUUGAUCAGGAACCAUCAUAUUACUCUGAAAGGGUUGCUACCCUCACUCCGGGAUUUGCUGGAGUAGAUAUUGCAAAUGUUUGUAAUGAAGCUGCGCUGAUUGUAUCAAGGAAGUAACAAAAAGUAAUCAAUAUGGAACACUUUGAGUCCGCAAUAGAUAGAGUAAUUGGUGGUUUGGAGAAGAAGAACAGGGUAAAUACUAAAUUUUAUGUGCUUUGAAAUUUCCUAAAUUUAUUGAUCAAAUUGUUGCUUGAUAUUCACUUUCCUUUUCUUAUUGAAAGGAGGAUUGAAACUUACAUUUCUUUCUUCCUUUGGGCUAUCAUGUAAUAAGUAAGCUAGAAUGCCGAACUGUUUAUUAUCAUGAGUCGGGUCAUGCUGUAACCGGCUGGUUCUUGGAGCAUGCACAGCCACUCUUGAAAGUGACGAUUGUUCCUUGUGGUACAGCAUCACUUGGGUUUUCUCAGUAUGUUCCUAAUGAGAACCUUCUAAUGACCCAUGAGCAACUUUUUUAUAUCACUUAUAUGAUCCUUGGUGGUCGAGCAGCUGAACAAGUAACUUGCAGUCUCAUUCAUAUUUUGAAAUAUCAGCAUAAGGCAGAUCUAUUUUUUUAUAAUCUUUAGGAAGUGAGAUUACUUGGAUGCUUGUGGACACCAUAAAUGAUAGGGAGGAAAAUCAAUCUUGAACUUCAUACCAUUGACUUUUAUUCUUUUGACUCUCUCGUGUCAUAUUCAUAUGUGAAAGUCCAGUUAUCUUUGGACAACGUAUGGAACAUAUGAAAAUGGGAUACAAUAUGAGUGUGUUGUUUCUAAACAUAAACUUCUAGUAUAAAUGAGUGUAUUUGGUCGGGUUGAUGAGGAAAUCAAUUAGAUGGAAUAUGAUAUAUUACUAAUUUAUGGGAUAGUAGAUAAUUCGAAAUAAAUGAGUUGAUUAUCGAAAUUAGUCAUAAUUCUAAAUAAAUGAGUUGAUUAUCGAAAUUGACUAAUUCUUUAUUGUAGCUUUUCAGCUUUUAACUAAAAAAGUUGCUUAGUUUUUGUCAAGUCACACAUACCUUUAACAUGAAUUCUUAUCUUUUCCAUUGUCUGAAGGUUUCACAGAUGUGCUUGUUAACAAUCUCUUCACUCUGUUAUGUAGGUACUGUUGGGAAAAAAUCUCGACAGGAGAGCAAAAUGACUUAGAUUACGUUCCAGUUCCAAAGAACAUUCUAGAAGGAAAUAUUAAGGACAUAAUGAUGUUCAAUGGUCAUCGAGGAAAAAGAAAAACUCUAGAAGGAGGAGAUGAAAAAAAGAUAAAUUCUUCAAAUUCAUUUAGGAAAGAAAAAUAAAAGGGGACAGGCAAUCCAUAAUCAACUCUCUUAGCAUUUUCACUAGUUAGAUUGUAUGAUUCCGUUAUGAAUACAUUUAUAUUGAAGACAAUGAUCCAUAUCUAAAAUUAAAAAUUCUAAUAAAUAAAUCUUAUGAAAUUUAUUGAUCGUCAAUUGAAUUCAUAUAUUUUUUAUUUACCAUUUGAUAUUAGAUUUAACGACUUGUAAGGGGUUGAUGAGUUAGAAAACAAAAAGUGGAAACAAAUAACCACAAGUAUAUUUAUUUGUUGAUUUGCUUCUCAAGUUGACAAUUAUUCUCCCUGUUGCAACAAUGAGAGAUAAUUUCACUAAUGAAAGAACGAUCUUCGC
Messenger RNA from Linum trigynum, 4311 nucleotides. The record is from the annotation of a GenBank genome assembly. NCBI's taxonomy places the organism in Eukaryota, Viridiplantae, Streptophyta, Magnoliopsida, Malpighiales, Linaceae.